GGGCUGCCAGUUUCUAUGGCCGCCGUCUUCAAACCACCACGGCCAUUUCUCAACCCACUUGGACUCUGACUGAAGCCACCUCCUUUCAACCACACAUCAUCAACACAUAGACUGACAAGAUGGCUCCCGCUGCCGGUGCCAAGAAGCAGAAGAAGAAGUGGUCGAAGGGCAAGGUCAAGGACAAGGCCCAGCACGCCGUCCUCCUGGACAAGAGCACCUCGGACAAGCUCUACAAGGAUGUUCAGUCGUACCGCCUCGUCACCAUCGCCACCCUCGUCGACAGGCUAAAGAUCAACGGCUCGCUGGCUCGCAAGUGCCUGGCCGACCUGGAGGAGAAGGGCCAGAUCAAGCCGGUUGUCACCCACAGCAAGAUGAAGAUCUACACCCGCGCCGUCACCGCCGCUGAAUAAAUAACUUGAUUUUCACGAUUGACACGACCGCUUGCUUGCUUUGUGACAGGGAUGGAAUGCUGGCGGAUUUGACAUGAUUUCAAUCUCGCCGCGGUGGGAAAACCGGAUACGGAUGGGUUAUGGAUUCAUCUCUGGGAGUUAUCUUUUGGCACUUGGUGUAGCGUACGGCAUGGAAACAUCCAAGGCCUGUAGGGCCGCAAGUCCGUUGAGGACAUGACAAAGGCGUCUUGAUACACCUCACUUCCACCUCGUAGCAUCUCCAUGUGUUUAUGCAUUCUAGGUCGACCUGUCACGGACAAGGCUGUCACAGGCAUAUCCGAAUUGUUGUGAUGGCCGUUCAACAAAGUGCAGUUUAAGCAUACUGCAGCACUAUCUAGACUUGCCGAGACCUCCUCAUAGGUGGUGCCCCAGUAGCCUACGUUGUGUGCUGGCCCUAAUGGACAUUCAGGUGUGGCGUUUCCCAUGUUACC
Gaeumannomyces tritici R3-111a-1 is the source of this 880-nucleotide messenger RNA. RefSeq names its product 40S ribosomal protein S25. Gene Ontology annotation, molecular function: structural constituent of ribosome. Gene Ontology annotation, cellular component: cytosolic small ribosomal subunit. The transcript is spliced from 4 exons. The record is from RefSeq and is a predicted model, not a curated record. NCBI's taxonomy places the organism in Eukaryota, Fungi, Ascomycota, Sordariomycetes, Magnaporthales, Magnaporthaceae. The coding region runs from base 120 to 410 and encodes 96 amino acids.